This is a messenger RNA of Schistocerca serialis cubense, 12795 nucleotides long. RefSeq names its product GTPase-activating protein CdGAPr (gene CdGAPr). NCBI's taxonomy places the organism in Eukaryota, Metazoa, Arthropoda, Insecta, Orthoptera, Acrididae. The record is from RefSeq and is a predicted model, not a curated record. The coding region runs from base 14 to 5779 and encodes 1921 amino acids. Gene Ontology annotation, biological process: small GTPase-mediated signal transduction. Gene Ontology annotation, molecular function: protein binding; GTPase activator activity; phosphatidylinositol binding. The transcript has 18 exons.
CGCCGCUGGCAGCAUGCCGGUGGAGUCGUGCGGGCGGCGGGCGCGCGGCCUCGCCGACAUCGCGCCGCAGUACAUCGCCAAGAGUGGACUGUGUGCUGCAACAGAGAUGGAAUCUGCACGAGGUGGCAGCAUUCGCAUCCAGCAUUUGACUGGCGCGACUGCAGGUGUGGCCGGGGAGGGCAGGUCCCGCUUUCCCAAACUGGAUGAAUGUGCACACUUCCACUAUGAGGCUGUUGAACUAGGCCCUCUGCAAAUCUGUCUCUAUGAGGAAGAACUAAAACCAUUAUGGAGUGAAGACUCUGAGAAUAAAUGGUGGCAUGUGUCAGUUACAUCGCAGGGAAAGAGCUGGGUAAUACGCCGAUCCUAUGACAACUUCCGUUUGUUGGAUCAGCAACUGCAUCGAUGUAUAUAUGACAGAAAAUUCUCAGGCCUUCCUGAGCUUCCUCCUGAGGACAAUGUUCCUGGCACAAAUCAUGAGGAAAGCACACGCCAGUUGCUGUCUGACUAUCUGCUGCGCUUCUCGCAGUUGGCAACAAGUACAGUCAAUUGUGGGCCAGUGCUCAACUGGCUUGAGCUAGACAAUAGAGGCCAUCGGCUAUUGGUACCUGAUGGGGACAGCUGUCCCAUUAACACACCAGCUGUGGCAGCAGCCUAUGCAAUUCGCCGAUAUCAGGCUCAGGCUGGUGAUGAGAUUUCCUUUGAGAUUGGGGACAUGAUUUCUGUGAUUGACAUGCCACCUCCAGAGGAGUCAGUAUGGUGGAGAGGCAAGCGUGGUUUCCAAGUUGGCUUCUUCCCUAGUGAGUGUGUUGCAGUAAUCGGUGAUAAGGUCCCCCACGGGUUACCUAUUCCACAGCAGCCUCCACAACAGCAGCAGCAGCAGCCUCCACAACAGCAACAGCAGCAACAAAUAGAGCAGCAGCGACAGCAACCUAGUAAACCUGUAUUGCGGAAGCAUGGAAAGCUCAUUGCCUUCUUUCGCUCUUUUAUUCUGGCACGUCCAUCACGUCGCCGGCUUCGUCAGUCUGGUAUCCUCAAGGAACGAGUAUUUGGCUGUGAUCUUGGAGAACAUCUCCUUAACUCAGGACAUGAUAUUCCUAUGGUCCUGAAAUGUUGUGCAGAAUUUAUAGAAAGUAACGGUAUAGUGGAUGGUAUUUAUAGGCUUUCUGGUGUCACAUCCAACAUACAAAAAUUGAGAAAUGCGUUUGAUGAGGACCGGGUUCCAGCCCUGUAUGAGGAUGAAGCUAUUCUUCAGGACAUACAUUCAGUUGCUUCACUACUUAAAAUGUAUUUCCGUGAACUUCCAAAUCCACUUUGCACUUACCAGUUGUAUCAUACAUUUGUUGGAGCAGUGCAGGCUGGUACUGAUGAAGCAGGCCGUCUGGCACGGAUGAGAGAUGCUGUGCAUAAACUUCCACCUCCUCACUACAGGACACUGCAAUACCUAGUGCGGCACUUGGCACGAGUAGCUUCUAGAGGUCACCUCACAGGCAUGACGCCUCGCAAUGUGGCCAUUGUUUGGGCCCCUAAUCUGCUCCGCUGCAAGGAACUGGAAGUUGGUGGUGUGGCUGCCCUGCAAGGGGUUGGAGUACAGGCAGUUGUCACAGAGUUCCUGGUAUGCUAUGCUGACCUUAUUUUCUGUGAGGGACUACCGGCACAGGUUCCCAUAACCAGACAGCAGUCCGAGGCUCUGGAUGUUCCAGGAAGGCGAAGUCGGCCUAAGAGUCUUGCUAUCUCUACUCCUACAAAAUUACUAUCCUUGGAGGAAGCUCGAUCACGAGCUUUGAUGUCAUCUGGAAAGGGAGAACCAGAGUACAUUGAAGUAGGUGGAGGACCAGCCAGCCUUCCUGCCAAAUACCACACUGUGAUUGAGCUCCCUGGUGGUGGCUCAGCUCGUAAGCGAUCUGGUUCCAAAAGGUCACCUCUUGGAUGGAAGUCCUUUUUCAGUAAAUCAGGCCGCAAGACUGGAAAAGCAACUACGCCAUCUGAUUUAGGUCUCAAUCAGACAACUGCAGUAACGGAAGCAGAUUUGUCAGUGGGAAGGCGACGCUUGCGGCCUGUAAAGAGUGCGGAGUCAUUGGCCAACUCGUCGAGUCGAAAUUCUGCUGCAGUGACAGAUACAGAUCUCCCAUUGCAAGCCCCAACGGCAGGAGUACCUGAGGAUCUUGUUAGGGCUGGUGGUCAUAGCCGCUCUGUUUCACACGAUUCAUACUUUGAUCAGUUGGCAGAAACCCCAGCACGUACUCGUGCACAUGCUAGGCCAUCAAGACUAGCAGAAGAGGAGCGAGAGGAACACUUCUCUUCUUCUUUGGACCUGAGUGAAAUUCAGCUGAACUUUGAACUGGAGGAAACGGAAAUGCGCAUCUUCUCAGAGGACGAGACGUUGCUGUCGGUGGGUAGUGGGAGCCUGAUCUCCCAGGGCUCGCCUCGUAUCUGGCCAGGGGCUGCCCUCAGGAGGGGGCAGAGUGCUGCAGGUGAAGCAUCCCCAAAGCGACAGCAGCGACCAGCAGGUCCACCAUCCCCACGUUCGAAGCGCUCUCGUUUAGAGCAGCGACUCGGGUGUUCUCCACACGAUGAGCUGCGUUACAUUGACAGUCAGAGUCCUGAAUCCGUUUCGGCAGUUGGUAUUAAUAGUGGUUUGCAAGUAACAGUGCAUGCUGAGGUGCACCCUCUCAGUUCACCUCCAUCAACACCUGGUUACCGUCCUCUGCUGGACAGUAGUCCUGAGACACCUGAUCCAGACAGGCCACACACCAGCAUGUACCAGGAUAUGUCGAGUGCCAGGUCUAGCAGCACAUAUAGGGACGCUUCAGGCGACGAAAGAUCUCCAACGUAUCAUGAGAUGUCUGAUACAAAGUCAAGUAGUACUCAUCAGGAAGGCUCUUGUGACGAGAGAUCUCCUGGGACCACUUUUGAUGACUUGGCAGGGAGGAGGCUAACGGAAUCCUACUGUAGUACGCAAAGCGAUGCAGAUGUUGGCGUCUAUCAGAAUGUGUCACUUAGUGCCUAUUGUGAAGAAUCUGAAAGUGAAAAAUCUCAGCAUGCAUACGAAAAUGUUAGUAGCACAGCAUCACCCCAUAGGCACAGCAGUGCUGCAAGUGACAGUGAUACCAUUUACCAGGAAGUAUCGAGAGCAAAAUCUUUGUCUUGUGAUGUGCCAAAUAAUGUGUUGAACAGUGCGUGUUACGAUGAUGUGAGUGAGAAAUCUUCUACUUUACAACACAGUAUCACUAGUGAAGAAGGAGUUAAAGAUGCAAACUGGAAUAUGAAUAGUGAAGUGUGUUCUGGGGCUUUCCCAGUUUCAGAAAGCUGCAGUAGUGACAAAGAUGAUAGGUUAUAUGAAAAUAUUCCUCAGUGUGUGAAUCAUAAGUGUGGAAGUGAUAGUAGUUCAACAAAAUCGUGCAGCAGUAGUUUAGCAGAAAAUGAUCACCUACAGGCAAAGACGCCUUCAGUAACAGCUGUCUAUCAAAAUGUGUCCCCAAGUGGCUCACCAUUACAUUCUGCAUUUUCCAAUGUUUAUCAGAACUUACCAAGCAGGACAUCGGAAAAUGUCUACCAGAACGUUAUCCACAACUAUGAACCCGUUCUUCCAGUAAAAGAAGUGCAAAAUCUAAAACCCACAGAUCUCUAUGAAGAUGCCCCAGAAGAACAUGUUUAUGAAGAUGUACGUCCUUUGGUCACAGAUGGUAUUGAUUUGUACCAGCAAGUAAAAACAUUAAGAAGAUCAGUUCAUGAAGUAAAUCAGUUACUUGGGGAAACAACAGUUUCAGAAGCAGAUAGCAGAAUCAGUGGGAGUCCCUCUGACAGUAGCCACCAUGAAACAUUGGACACAAGUUCCAAUUUGGAUCUGGGGUCAGAUAUAGCAGGAAGUACAACACUGUUAGAUACCACAGUCUGUGACAACGAGUUAGAAAAUAAUGGUGAUCUAAAACAUAAAAAAACAGAAAUUGUUAGUACUGAUGAUGUGAAGAAUGCUUUUGUUUCGACAAGACAUACUCCAUCUAAUGAUGGUUCAAUUUCGGAAUUACUAGAUGAUGAAAGCUGCAAUGUGGUUACAGAAAGUGUUGCAGGUGGUAGAAGUGUUGCAGCCUCUGCUAAUGUGAGAACAGAAGAAAGAUCCCAGAAAUCACCACAGAGUGUACAAGAGGAGUUUGCUUCUGGUGUUACAUCAUAUACUCAAAGUGAUAUUAUUACAGUAGUUACAGAUCCUUAUGUUCCAAGAGGAGCUGUUCAGAAAAGUGAUAACAGACUAUGUGAUAAUAGGAAUGUAGGUUAUGAUAGUGGGAACAAUAUUGUUAGUAGUCCUGGAAUGGCAGAGGAAAGCGUCAAUGAGAGUGAACCGUCAGACGUGACUGGGCCAGAAAAAUACUCUAAUCAUAGUGCUGAAUAUUCAAGGACACUACAGGCAUCUCCAGCUGACAAUAAUGAAUGUCAAAACCCACCAGAAGUAAUAGAAAGUGCUACAAUUUCUUCAGGUUCAGCAGUGGAUGAUUGCAGUAGUAAUAACAAUAAUUAUGUGGGAAAAAAUAAUGCUGAUAUUUACUUCCGGGAAAAUUUUCUUAGUGGUGAAAGAAACUCACUCUCCAGGCAGAGUAACAAAGAAAACUCAGAAGACAGUGCACCAUCUGCAGAAACCAGCCCUCACAGGAGAAGAAGGAACACAUCUUCUGGAAGUGGUAGCAGGUCAACACCUUUCUUGGAAACAAAUUUGGAUGAUACAGAAGAUUUUGGUGAUUCCUCAGGAAGUAGUCCUAUUCGUGAAACCAGUCCCACUUCCAAAUUACCCCUGGACAACAAUAGGCGUCGAUUUGAAUCUGAGAUUGGACGCGAGAUUUUGCGUGAGAGGCGGAUGAAGCAAGAAUUGGAGGAAAUACGUAGUCAAGCUACAGGAGGACAGGCUCGAUCUCGCCGUCCUGUUCGCUCCCUGCCUGCAAGACCGAGUGACACGUCAGUGCCUUCUCAGCCACUCCCACCCUGCGUGCGGGCAAGAGAGGCUCGUGCUCGCCGCCAGCUUUCUUCAGGUUCCCUUAGUUCGUCAUUAGAUGGGGGAAGAUUCCCAUCUUCGGUUCUUGUGCGUGCAACAACAUCACCUGAUGUUAAUGUGGAUUCCACACUAAGACCAUCUGGCAUGGCAUCUGCAACAUCACAGGCUCCUGCUCAUCCUCUUCCUCUGCCUUUGCCUGAGGAUGAUGAUCCACAAAGGCGAGAACGUAUUGAACGCUACAAACAAGAGCGACGGACGUUCUUACGUGAAAAAUAUCGCUCAGAAAGCUUUCGUGGGGAGCGUGAUGAGAUGCUGCAGCGGUUGAAGAGACGAGCAGGUCGUACUGCUGGUGGAACAAAUGAGCAGCCUCCUGAAGGCAACAGUGAUCAAGCCAGUGUUCUGAGUGCCAGACUACAUGAAUCAUCUGCUGGAGAACCUGAAAGAAGCCCUAAUUUGUCAAGGGAUAGAGAAAUCAGAAGAGUGUCUGAUGAUCAGAAAAGUAGUGAUAGCACGAAAAUAACAGAGAAAGUAUUAACUGAUGUAGCACGUGAAAGGCGGAUAUGUGAAGAAGAUAGUGUUGUGACAAGAACACGUCCAGGAAGAGCUAGAUACACGGACAGAACAGAGGAAGAAUUGCGGACAGGUUCACUACGAAGGUCAUCAGCACCUCAGCAAGGUCCUGGAUGUAUUCGUGAUAUGGCUGCACUAUUUGAGGCUCGAGAUAUGUCUGGCUCAACAUCUACACCACCAUCACAGCCGACCACAGUGGCUGCAAAAACUUAUGUGUCUUCUGUGUAGCACUGUUCAAGUGAGCUAUCGAGGGACCUGAUUGGUGGAGUGAAGUUUCCUCAAACCAGACAGUUUCUGGAACUGUACAUCUGUGAUAUAUUGCAUUUAUAAUGUUUCAAGACAGUUGCAAAACUGGCAACAGAAAAACAAGUAGCUGCAGUUUUAGCUUUUGCUUAUGGAGAGGCAUAAGGAUCAUUAAAGAUCUACUGUUUAACAGACUGCUUUCUGGACAAUAUUUAUUUAUUUAUAAAUAUAUUUUUACAUUGUUAAUUGUUUUGUAAUGGAUGCUGUGUUGUGUUCUGUGUAACACAGGGUAUUUUUCAUUUGCUGUAACAAUUUUUACUGCAUUUACUGGACCUCACUGAUGUUAUGAAGAGAAAUAAGUUAUAGCAAAAACUCAGAACUGGCUGAGAUUUGAGGAUAUAAUGCUGGACUUAAUAUCCGUAUUGCCAGGAAAUAUUCAUUUCUGUUUAAGACACUGACAUAUGAUUUGUAGUACACUCCUCCUGAAAAAUUAUCUUGUACAGAUGUUCUCUGUAUGAGCUUUUUACAGAGUUAUGUAGAACUUUUGUUUACCUUUGAUUAGUUAGCUCAACUUCACCCUUUCUUUUAUCAUUUUUAUUUUUUUAAAAUAAUUAUUGAAAAUUGCAUUUGUAUUUCAUAUAUGUCUUGUUACAUUUCAAAUAUAUUUGUUACUGUUUUCUACUUGAUAGUUAACAUAUUAAACACUUUAAUAGUGUUAUGUUCACUCCAGUUGGUAAUUAUCAUUUUUACCAAGCUCAGUAUUAUGUAGAGUGUUUCACUUAGGAGAGAAAGAGAUAAUGUUUCAUAAUGGUGUCAUUCCAGUGGAAUGGAUGAAAUAAAAUUCAUCUAACUAUUGACAAAUGCUGAGUAAAGACAUGCUUUGAACUUUCUUAUCAUCUCUGAAAAAACUGUUGUACUCCAGUUUGGCUGUUGGGCUAAUGUAUGGACACACAUGACAACACAUCAAUUAGAGACACAGUGGCAACAAUGGGACAGGAUUUUACCAUUAUAAUAUUAUAAUAUUGGGGAUGUUGCUGAUCAUCAGUGUGCCAUCUGCAAAUCACUAUUUUCAAGGCUAUUUUUGUAAUAAUAUUCACAUAAGCAUAUGCAAUUUCUGAAAUAGCUAUCGAUAAAUUUAUGUCUCUUUCAUGGAUGAGAAUACUGUGAAAAAUUCAGUUUUUGUUGAUGAAAUAAAUCUUGACACUUGUUCCUCUACAUCUUCUCAAAACGAAUUUCUGUAAAGAAACUUGUGUUUUCACUGAGCAGUACAUGCUACAAGUAUAUCGUACACUACAAGGCAUUUGUAUUUUUAAGAGGAGUCUGGUAGUAGUAAAGCAACAUGAAAUGAUCAUAGAUAUACUUCAAAGUAUUUACUCAGUACAUUCUUCAUUCAAGAAAUUAUAUGCAAAGGGACCAUAACAUUUGAUUGCCCAUGUAAGUAGUUUUUCCUUAUCAGGAUCUUCCAUAAAAAAUGUGUUUUAUCAGCUGAUUAUUAUUUGUUAACCAUCAUGAGAUUCCACACUGUUAGAUGUAUUGUUGUUGUCAUUAAUGUAUAUUUAUAUCUGUACUUUGUACAAACACGUGCAAUGUAAACAUCUUUUUCGGUGUAUGUAUAUAAUAUAUGAAUGCAAGUUGGUUGCUUAUACAUGUAGAAUGUUAAUGGUAAAAGAUACAUUUUUCCUGUUCCUAAGCAAGAUAAACAUAAUGUCGUAACACUAUGCUACAUGCUACCUGCUUGUGAAAUUUUCAUUGUAAAAGUUUUGAACAGUCUUGUUGCAAUAAGUUAGAAGCUUUAAGAACAUUUAUAUUGUUCUUGGCAUAUCUGCUGUUUGAAACAUAAAAGGCAAACAUGUUAGAUCAGUCUCGACUUUGGAAGUAAUAAAACACACACACACACACACACACACACACACACACACACACACACACACAAAAUUCACAUGUUACUCCAAUGACAUUCAUCAUGCUAAUGAAAGAUUGAAAACCUCAUACUGCAAAAAUAUAUUUUCAGCAACCGAAUGGUCGGUUUGUUAAUAAUUGCAGUGGGAUAUAAUUAUAGUAAAUUAUUAUUGCAUCAGUAUUUUAUUUCAGAUUGCUGUACAUAAGAUCUGAACAAGAAAAUAUACUGUUCAGCACUGACACUGUGAGGUUCAGAGGACAAUAUUAGCUCAAAAAUGAGAAAUAUGAAGCUGCAUGUAUGAUUUAUAUAAAUGGUGUGCAUGUAACAUCUUCUAAAAUAGGUGAGGUUAUUUUUAUACAUAUUUGACUUGAUUUCUAAUUGAAAAACUGAAGUUGGUUGAUUGAAGCAUUGCUUUGCCAGAGGAGUGAAAAACACAGAUGAAGGAAGUUAUUUAAAAUAUUGAUUGUGAGGGUGUGAGAGUUCCAUAACUGUAUUGAUGUUAAUGAAGCUGUAUUUGGAAUGAACUAUUAUUUUCUGCUUCAUAUUGCUGUGAUGUACCAAAGGAUGGAUUCAGUAUGUAAUAUAACGGAAACCCACACAGCAAGUUCAGUACUGACAGUGGUUUUUACUACGAGACUCUUAUAUUACUGAGUAAAUUGCAUGGGCAUUAUGAGUGUGACAUACUUGAAAUGUUCUUUUGCAACUAGUUAAGCAUUUCAAUAAUUUUCAAAAAACUGAUGAUUGUAUUGUGACUUAUACAUAUUUUAUAUCUUUAACUAAAAGUCCAGGACUUGGCUAAGUUGUAACACAGUAGAACACUGAGAAUGAAAAAAAAAAAGCUUUUACAUUUGGCAAAUUCUGUGUCGCACCCUGAAUGGCACUCUUUUUUGUGAAGAACUAUUACUCAAAUUAAUUUAUGUCUUCUAAGCAAUGAGUGGGAUCACUAGUGCACAAAUUUAAGAACGCAUUAAUAUAUUCUGGCACUUUCCAUAUGUAAUGGUUUUAUGGAUGUGCUGUUUUAUGACAAAUAUGCAAUACCUGUGUUACUUUUAGCCAGAAAAGUGUUCCUUUGAACGUGAUUGCUUAAAUCUCAGACAUAUGAAAGUUGCUUGUUUUUAAAAUCUGUGUUUUAGACAAAGAGCCUCCUAUAAACAGUCAUUUCUAUCAAAUACAUAAAAAGCUGCAAAUCUUUAAAAAUUUCUCCAGAGUAUUAAUAAGGAAGUAAUAUCAUUGAUAUCAUGAAAUUCAUAAAAUAUUCAGCACAGAGUCAUGUAGUGAACAGUGACGUAUCAACCUUCUGACACUGGGAAACUAAGGGACUACUUUUCAUUAGUAUUUGCCAUGGGCACUUUGUAUAACAACAAGGCAUGUGUUAUGAGCAUGCUACAGUGUAGAGAAACAGCAGAGAGACCACUAGCUCUCGAGCUACCACUUUUUUCUAGUUUAAAAACACACACACACACACACACACACAAAUCACAGUUAAGGUGAUGCUUAGUUUGGAGCAUUUGGUGGGUGUGUAGUUGUGUGUGCUCUUAAAUAAAAAAAAAAUAAAUAAAUAAAAAAAAUACACUUCAACAUAGUAAAGUCUCAGGAUGUAACAUUUGUCUAUGUAUCAUACAUCAAAGAGCUACAGGUGAGUGACUACAAAUCCUUAUUUUUGUUUGGCAUCAAUUUAAAGUGUUUUAAGAACUGAAUAGGACAGAAGAAUAGGUAAGAAUGAGAUAGUCUCAAAAAGGAAUAUUUCCAUAGUUGCUGUUCUGGUCUUAAAUCCAAAGACUAGCAAGGAGAGCUACAUCAAACCAGUCAACCCUGUGCAAGCUACUUCAUGUCUGAGUAACCACUGCAACCUUCAUCCAUUUGAACUUCCUUGCUGUCUUAAAAUCAAUUUUUACUCCCCAUACUUACAUUACCAAAUUAGUUAUUCUUUGAUACCCUAAAUGUGUCCUACUGAUCCUCUCCUUUAGUCAAAAUGUGCCAAAAGUUCUUUUUUUCCCAAUUCAAUUCAGUACUUUAUCAUUAGUUAUUUGAUAUAUACACCCAUCCAAUAUUCAGCAGUCUUCUGUAGCACCACAUUUGACAAGCUUCUUUUCACUUAGAUCUGCAUAGGUAAUGAUGAAGUACCAAGAAUGUUUUUAGGGUUUUAAAAGAAAUUAUGUAGGGUGUGUAAAGAAAGAGCCAAUCAAGGUAUAAUAAUGAUCAACAUCUUGCCUCUUCUGAACUGGCUUUUCAUCCUUUCUAUAAAAAUUCUACCAUUGUUGGUAAGAUAUUUUAUUAAUAUGGUGGUGCCUUUUGAUUUUUUAGAUGGCACAGAAGAUGAAAAAUAUAAUAUCUUAACCAUGUAAAUUGUCGCCACAACCGUAUUAGUGUACUCAUGGAAAGGGGGAAUCUUUUUGAAGAUUACAGGAGACAGUAAAUUUGAAAGAAGACUUAAUCUUUCAAGAGAAAUAGUCUGGUGGUUAUUAUGAUAGUUUCAUUACCUUUUCGUUGGUUGCUGCUGAUGGUAAUACUGUUCUGUCUUUAAGGACGGCUUUUUUGUGUCAAACCUCUUUUUUUUCCCCUGAAGCAUGCUGCAGUUUGAGAGAGUUUCAUAGCAGACACAUCACUUUUGUUUACAAAUCAUCAUUAGUCAUAGUCUGUGUUUAUUAGUCCUUUUUACACAUUAAGAAGUCAGCCAGCUUUCCUCUAUCAUUAGCAGAGGUUGAAAUAAAAAAGAACUUGGUUGCUCUAUCACUGUUAGUGAUUUUUUGUCUUUUAGGAACCUGCUUUUUCUCUUACUGCACUGCUGUUCUAUGCACUUUGCUUCACUUUUUGUAAAACUCUGCACAAAUUAUCUUUAUAGAAAUUUUACAAAGCUCAGAGAGUAACAACAAAGUUUUUUUGACUUCAGCCUCUGCUCUUGACAUGGGGAAAAACCUGUAGACUACAGAACAAAUAGAAAGGAGUAAUAAACACAAAUCACCACUGAUGAUGUUUUGUAUAUAAAAGCCAGUGUGUCUGCCCUUAAACAGCAGAAUGUUGUAAGACGGGGGGGGGGGGAUGAUGAUAAUAAUAAUUACUGAUAUGUAACAGCUAGUGCAGGAGAUGGACAUGGCCAUCCAAAUAAUUUUUUUCUUAUUUUCAUUGUGAACUGCAAGCCUACCUUAACUUCACACCAAAAGAAGCAUGCUACCCCAUUCCACUGUAAGACAAGAAGCAAAAUAAUAAUAAAAAAAUUAUGAAGCUCAGUAUGCAUUCUCUGUUCAGACUGUGUCUUUCUUCCAAUUCACAUCUGUAUUUUACAUUUCAUUUCAUUGCGAUGUGACACAAGGUUUACGUUACAAUGCCAAUCUAAGAAUUGUGGUUCAACCUCAUCCAAAUCUAACAACUUUAGUUCUUUAAAUAAGAUUCCAAAAUAUUUUGAAUAAAGUCCUUUUGUCAGCUAUCAAGCAAAACUGACAUGAUGACAAUCUUUGCAGAGUUUUGCUAGUAAAAAAGAAGUAUGUGAGCUAACUUCCAAAAAGGAUUUUAUGCUAAUUGACACUGGUCAUGAAACCAUAUGCACAAAAUAUUUUAUCUCUCCUAUCCAAUCGCGAUAUUAUUGCUCUUGGCCUCCCGCAGCUGUUAUCAGAAAAACACGGUGACAUUACGGUAAACAAGUACAGUUGUGACUAAACGAAGUGCAUCAUAUUUUAAAUGAUUUCAAGACAGUUGUGCACAUCUACUAUCAAGUGGUUCAGUGUGCCUUCGCGAAAUAUCACAAUGAAAACUCAUGAUAUGCCGACCAAUGUGCUGUCAUUCCCAGGUGCAAUAAUAUUGUGGUUGACUAAUACAUAAACAUUUUAUCUUGUUUGGAACACACAGCCAUGCCACUUUGGAAGUAACUGCUAUUUCAUUGUAUGUACCACUCUUCUGUUGAGUUUUACAUGAAAUGUAAUCAUUCUGUAUAGACUAUGAGAGAUGCAUUACAUAGCUGUUUUCUACAUCCUUCCAUAACAGUCAGAUGUGCACAGAGCAAUUAUUUAUCAAUUACUUUGAAGCAUAUGUGUCACAUAAGUGUCAAUAAAGUGAUUAAUAGAACCUUUUUAUCAAUUUGCAGCUAAAACGUAAGUGGAGUGUAGCAAAAUUUAAGUUGUCAUGAAAAAGCCUGACUUAUUUCUACAGACUGUUGUCAAGAUAUUUAUUUAUUUAUUGCUCCUCUGGCAAAAUAUCCAGAAUACAAUUUUUUGAGAAGAAUGAAAUUUGAAGUAAUAUACUGACAAUAACAUCAUUUUUGUAACCUCACUGGCUCAUUAUAUCUCAUUCCCUAGUAUAUAAAUAAGUAUAAGCAAUCAUGUAACAAAAAUGAUGAAAUGCCACAGGACACAACUGCCUUAAAAAUAUGUCUUGUGUGCUUAAGAAAUGUGCCUGCAUUUGCCUACAUAUUUCAACAAACACCUUCUGUUAGCACAUUUUAUUAGUAUAAAUUCUGUAUUCAAGUACCGACAUUAUAAACUGAUAUCAUAAAUAUUUGACGUACAUAAUGCACAGUAAAUUUCAGGACAGAAAAAAAUUUAGAAAAUUUGUGUAGCAUAUUCCUUCAGUAGGUUUGUGUUUAUUUUUGCUCAACAGUUAGGAAUACUACUGUCUAUCUUCCUCUCACUGGACUCAGUUUGGAUGUCUUUUCUCCAGCCAGUUGGCAAGUGAUAAUGUUAUGCCCAUUUUUAAUGAUAUACCAAAGUGUGCAAAGAAAUGUAGCAGUUAAAAGAUCUUGAUAAGAUUUGUAUUAUAGGUGUAAAUCAUAUUUUUUCAUCAGAAUUUGUGUUGUCACUUGACAUUAUGUGCUCUUAUAUAGGAAUAAGUAGUUUACAUAAUGUCAGUUGGGAUGUGAAGAACUGUUACAUACCACUUUCAUAAUUUUAUUGUUGGGUGUACUUUUUUUAAUGUCACAUUCAUAGUAGGAGCUAAUAUGUUACAAAAUGUGCAGCACAUACUGAAGACAAGAGAUAUUCAUUGGAAAAUUUCAUUUCAUUGUCUGAUAUUGUUAAAUAUUUACUACAUUUAUUUUGUUUAUGAAGAAUGAGAUUAAUUUCAUUUAAAUGACUGUGUAGUCUUCACUGAAUAUUGUGAUUAAAAGCAUUAA